UAAAAUCCUGUCCCUGCCACUGUGUCUGCGUGUGCGUGUGUCACUGUCAUUCUCUUUGGAGAACAAACCCAUUCCCUUUGGACUCUUGCUUCCUACAACCAUUUUCCUUCGAUGCUCUCUCUCUUCUCCCAAACCAAAAAAAGUACAAUUCUUCCUUUCCUUUUCACCAGCCCCACUCCACACGUUCUGAAUCCCAAGCCACCUUUUUUCCUUUGAUCAAACCCCUAAAUGUCUCUACCUUUUGGUGGGGCAAGCUAACCCUUCCUCUAGGGUUCUCCUUUUCUUACCGCCUCAUACCCAUUCUCAUUUUUUGUUCUUAACUUGCCCUUUUCUUUUUGUUAGCCUCUCAUCACAAUUUCCUCCCCAAAAUCCCAUUUUUCCCCCCUCCUCAUCACUAGGGUUUGUUUUUCUCUCCUCAUGUUUCUCAAAGUUUCAACCUUGGAGCCACAUUGAGCUUUACUUUCUGCAUUUUCUCCUUCUGGCCUUGUUUAGCUUUCAUUUCCAAACAUGGGUUGUGUCCAUGGCAAGUGCUGUAGCCGUUACCCUACACCGUCAGUGGGUGGGUCUAGAGACUACGGAGAACUUGGUCCUUACUCUGCCCAAAGGAAGCACAUUCUCACCCAGAGUUCAUUGCAAUUUGUUCCUGUCCCUUCCCAUAACUUCACUUUGGAAUACUCUGUGCUCACUCAGAGGGGUUACUAUCCUGAUUCACCCGAUAAGGAAAACCAAGACAGUUUCUGCAUUAGGACACAGUUUCAAGGUAGUCCAAGUGUCCAUUUCUUUGGUGUCUAUGAUGGGCAUGGGGAAUUUGGCACCCAGUGUUCCAACUACGUUAAGGAUAGGUUGUUGGAAAAUUUGUCAAGUGACUUUGCAUUGUUGGAGGACCCUGUUAAGGCCUACACUUCAGCAUUCUUGACAACAAAUAAUGAAUUGCAUCAGAAUGAGAUUGAUGAUUCCUUGAGUGGCACCACUGCAAUUACGGUGCUGGUUAUUGGGGACACCCUUUAUGUUGCUAAUGUUGGUGAUUCGAGAGCAGUGCUGGCUGUUAAAGAUGGGAACCGGGUUGUUGCUGAGGACUUGUCCUCUGAUCAGACACCAUUUAGGAAAGAUGAGUAUGAGAGAGUGAAGCUUUGUGGGGCGAGGGUGUUGAGUUCUGACCAGGUUGAAGGGCAUAAGGAUCCGGAUAUUCAGAAUUGGGGUGAUGAAGAGAGUCACGGUGAUGAUCCUCCUAGGUUGUGGGUUCAGAAUGGGAUGGUUCCUGGGGCUGCUUUUACAAGGAGUGUAGGGGAUGAGUUGGCUGAGACUAUUGGUGUCAUUGCCGUUCCUGAGGUGUCAACGGUUCAGCUUACACCUAACCAUCUUUUCUUUGUUGUUGCAAGUGACGGUGUAUUUGAGUUCCUAUCAAGCCAAACUGUUGUUGAUAUGGCAGCAAGUUAUUCAGAUCCUCGCGAUGCAUGUGCUGCCAUUGCUGGAGAGUCUUAUAAACUAUGGUUAGAACAUGAGGGUCGAACAGAUGAUAUAACAAUUAUCAUUGUCCAGAUCAAAGGCCUGUCUAAUUCGGGUACAUCUGGACUUGGAUCAGGUGAGAUAAAUGUCAGUGCUGUAACGCGGACCAAGAGCAAGAGGGUGAAGGGAGCAUCUGAGAUAUCUGCUACUACUGGGUUAGAUGUUUAUCGUUCUGUCAGGAAUGGUUUCUCUGAUUUGCAGUCAUGUCCACAGCAUGUGGUCUCAACUAAAAGCCCAGCCAUAGUUGUCCCCUCUCCAGCAUGUCAAACACCGAUUGCAUUGUGAUUGGAGAGAGGCUUUGUGGAAGCUUCACCAUGUUUCCUCAUACUUUCUCCUAGGUAGCUGGUUUGAGAUGCAUUAUCUUGGCAGCUGAAGGACCUUUUUCAGAAAACGUAGAAAGCACAAAUGAUUAAUGGUUUUUUUUCUUUUGUUCUCAACCUUUAGCUAAUUCAAGUUUCUUGUUAUUUAACCACACAAAAGCACUUCAGGAGGACACUAAAACUUGUGUUCCCAAAUAGCACUGCACCUCCACUCUCCAAAAUUUAAACUUUGGAAUGGGGUCUAUAAAUAACUUAAGAUAAAGGAGAGCCGUUGGUGACUAAUUUAAUACUUGCACUGAAUUGUAGUCAAUGGUCAACUUGGAAGGCAAGCCAUGUGCUAUUAUUUAGAAUGUAAAUCCCUUAUCCUGUGUAUCUUCUAGAAACAUAACUGAUUUUUUUUAUUGCUUUCAA
This is a messenger RNA of Cajanus cajan (pigeon pea), 2237 nucleotides long. RefSeq names its product putative protein phosphatase 2C 35. Gene Ontology annotation, biological process: protein dephosphorylation. NCBI's taxonomy places the organism in Eukaryota, Viridiplantae, Streptophyta, Magnoliopsida, Fabales, Fabaceae. Gene Ontology annotation, molecular function: cation binding; protein serine/threonine phosphatase activity. The record is from RefSeq and is a predicted model, not a curated record.